Lachnellula hyalina is the source of this 1146-nucleotide messenger RNA. RefSeq names its product putative pectin lyase A (gene pelA). The record is from RefSeq and is a predicted model, not a curated record. The transcript is spliced from 5 exons. Lineage: Eukaryota; Fungi; Ascomycota; Leotiomycetes; Helotiales; Lachnaceae. Gene Ontology annotation, molecular function: pectate lyase activity. The coding region runs from base 1 to 1146 and encodes 381 amino acids.
AUGAAAUCCCCUACCUGUAUCCUCGUCGGUAUCUACAUUCUUAUCGGACAAGCUGCAGCCGUCGGUGUAGUUGGUACGGCCCCUGGUUUCGCGGCAAGCACAACCGGCGGAGGCUCUGCUACUCCCCAGUACCCGGCAGAUAUUGCUGAGUUGACGACAUGGCUUACGGAUUCCACCGCUAGAGUCAUCGUUCUCAACAAAGAGUACAAUUUCAUCGGAAGUGAAGGAACUGUCACUGAGACUGGAUGUCGACCGGCUUCCAAUACAUGCCCUGAUGAUGGAGGUCAAGAUGCUAUUAAUCAUGCAGACUGGUGCACGAAUGGCAAUGCUGGAACUGGUUCCACUUCUAUCUCAGUCACAUACGAUGCGGCAGGAGUAACUCCCAUCAAUCUUGGCUCCAACAAAUCAAUCAUCGGCAUCGGAUCCAGUGGUGUAAUCAAGGGUAAAGGUCUCCGCAUCGCCAACGGCGCAGAGAACGUGAUCAUUCAAAACAUUCACAUCACCGACCUCAACCCACAAUACAUCUGGGGUGGCGACGCCAUUACCGUUGCAGGCAGCGAUCUCGUCUGGGUCGACCAUUGCAAGAUCUCCCUCAUUGGACGCCAGAUGUUCGUCGCCGGUACUACAGCAUCCAACCGUGUUACCAUCUCCAACACUGAGUUCGAUGGCGUUACUUCUUGGAGUGCCACUUGUGACGGCCAUCACUAUUGGACUAUCUAUCUCACAGGCUCUAAUGACCUGGUCACGAUGAAGGGAAACUACAUCCACCAUACCUCCGGCCGUGGUCCAAAAGUCGGCAGCAACACCUUGCUUCACGCUGUCAACAACGAGUGGUACGCUGUCUCCGGCCACGCAUUCGACGUCAACGCCGGAGCCUACGUCGUCGCCGAAGGCAACGUCUUCCAAAACGUCGUGACCCCACUCUUAGAAAAAGUCGGCAGCCUGUUCGCCAGCCCCAGCACGAGCGCCAACACUGCCUGCGCCGCCUAUCUAGGCCACAACUGCCAGUUGAACGCUUUUGGCAGUUCGGGCACUUUUGUCGGCACAGAUACGGAUUUCUUUUCGGAUUUCAGCGGCAAGACAGUUGCGACUGCUAGUACGGCCAGUAGUAGUAUUGCGGCGGCGGCGGGUGUGGGUCUUAUUUAG